GGUUUCAUUGGAUAUUGCACACGACGGGGAAUGCGAAGCAGAAGACUUUGAGGGUGGCAUGUGCUCCACCUUGGCAUUGGCCUGCCCACACAACAUCGCCAACAAUGCGCUGUUGUGUGGUGUCAAUGGGCAGGGGAAAUCGGUGUUGUUUAACUCCGACUGCGAGAUGCAUGAGCGGGGAUGCAAUGAAAAUUUGGCGUAUGUUUUGCAUCCCAAUGAAAAAUGUGUGCCCGAUAUGUACUCCCCGGAAACGGUGGAGGUGGAGGCGACAGCAUACUCCGCUGCCGAUGACAACACAGCACAACACACGGCUGAAACUGAAGGGAGUACCGAUGACAAUACAGAGCUAAUCUACAAUAUAAUCGCUGCGGUGGUGGUGUGCUUGUUGCUAUUGUCACUGGCGUAUGCUAUCCGCAGGAGUGUACAUCUGCGCAGGCAGAGAGAGCGUGCGUUCCGGUUUAUUGAUCUGGACGCGGAGUUGGAACAUGAGAUGGAGUCGACGUCACCCGCAGCUUUCAGUCAUUAUCAUCAUGAUCAAGACCCGACCGUAAGGACCAACCCACCCGCGUCUGUGACUAGGCUGAGUAGUGAUGACGAGGAAGAGCUGCUCGAUCAGGAACUUAAUGGACGAUAGAGCUUGCAGCGGCACUCUCGUUCAAUAUGUAUUGGAUUAAAAUUUGGUUGUAAAUUUAGUUUCUAUACGGGCAAGGUUAUGUAAUCGUCGCAUAUGUCGCUAAUCAGGUCAUAUAUUCUGGGGGUUGAGAUCCAAAACUAAAAAGGGAAGUUCUUCUAGUAAAUAAAUGAUAAUGAAC
Sphaeroforma arctica JP610 is the source of this 812-nucleotide messenger RNA. RefSeq lists its product as hypothetical. The record is from RefSeq and is a predicted model, not a curated record. NCBI's taxonomy places the organism in Eukaryota, Ichthyosporea, Ichthyophonida. The annotation marks the transcript as partial. The transcript has 2 exons.